CCUCCGCGGGAGAGAAGCGCGCGGCCCUUUUCCUCCCGACAGGAUGCGAACGGGCUACGGUGAAGCAGCGAGACGUUUCUGUGUAUCACAGCCGUUAACGUUUCCAGCAACAUCCGAGUGAAAAACGUCGAGCGAGUAUCGGGGAACCUUCACUUUCUUUUCCACCGUCUGAAGUCGCCCAGUGGCUGGAACCGAGUGAGCUUCGUGGAAGAAAUACCCCGCUGUGAGCGCUGCGCGGCAACCCAGAGUGUCCGAGUGUAGAGCGAGUGAGAGAGUCGGGGACGGAAUGGAGCUCAUCACUAUCCUCGAAAAAACGGUCUCUCCGGAUCGGAAUGAGCUGGAGGCGGCACAGAAGUUUCUGGAGCAGGCGGCGAUAGAGAACCUGCCCACGUUCCUGGUUGAGUUAUCGAAAGUGCUGGCAAACCCAGGAAACACUCAAGUGGCUCGAGUGGCUGCAGGUCUGCAGGUGAAGAACUCCCUGACCUCUAAAGACCCCGAUGUCAAGACACAGUACCAGCAGAGAUGGCUGGCCAUCGAUGCAUCUGCUCGCCGUGAGAUCAAGAACUAUGUUUUACAGACUCUGGGAACAGAGACCUACCGACCCAGUUCGGCGUCACAGUGCGUUGCAGGAAUUGCAUGUGCAGAAAUUCCCGUCAACCAAUGGCCAGAGCUGAUCCCACAGCUGGUGGCCAAUGUCACUGACCCCUCCAGCACUGAGCACAUGAAGGAGUCCACACUGGAGGCUAUUGGCUACAUUUGUCAGGAUAUUGACCCAGAGCAGCUGCAGGAAAAUGCCAAUCAGAUUCUUACAGCCAUCAUCCAAGGUAUGAGGAAGGAGGAGCCAAGUAACAACGUAAAACUGGCUGCUACCAAUGCCCUGCUCAACUCUCUGGAGUUCACCAAGGCCAAUUUUGACAAGGAGACGGAGAGACAUUUCAUCAUGCAGGUGGUCUGUGAAGCUACACAGUGUCCUGACACCAGAGUGCGUGUGGCAGCCUUGCAGAACCUGGUGAAAAUCAUGUCUCUGUACUAUCAGUACAUGGAGACGUACAUGGGACCUGCUCUGUUUGCGAUUACUAUUGAGGCAAUGAAGAGUGACAUUGAUGAGGUGGCCUUGCAGGGUAUAGAGUUCUGGUCCAACGUCUGCGACGAAGAGAUGGAUUUGGCCAUCGAGGCCUCAGAGGCCUCAGAGCAGGGCCGUCCCCCAGAGCACACCAGUAAAUUCUAUGCUAAAGGGGCCCUGCAGUACCUGGUUCCCAUCCUAACCCAGACCCUCACCAAACAGGAUGAGAAUGAUGACGAUGAUGACUGGAACCCCUGUAAGGCUGCAGGGGUGUGUCUGAUGUUGCUGGCGACGUGCUGUGAGGACGACGUGGUUCCUCAUGUUCUCCCCUUCAUCAAAGAACACAUUAAGCAUCCUGACUGGCGCUACCGCGAUGCUUCUGUCAUGGCCUUUGGUUCCAUCCUGGAAGGACCUGAGCUCAACCAGCUCAAGCCGCUUGUCAUUCAGGCGAUGCCAACUCUGAUUGAGCUGAUGAAGGACCCCAGUGUGGUGGUGAGGGACACCACGGCGUGGACUGUAGGCCGAAUCUGUGAGCUGUUGCCUGAAGCUGCAAUCAACGAGGUUUACCUGGCCCCCCUUCUGCAGUGUCUGAUUGAAGGCCUGGGGGCUGAACCCAGGGUGGCUUCAAACGUCUGCUGGGCCUUCUCGUCUCUAGCUGAAGCAGCCUACGAAGCCACAGACACCACAGAGGACCAGGAGGAGCCCAGCACCUACUGUUUAUCCUCAUCCUUUGAGAUCAUUGUCCAGAAACUCUUGGAGACCACGGACAGGCCCGAUGGUCACCAGAACAACCUGCGCUCUGCAGCCUACGAGGCUCUGAUGGAGAUCGUCAAGAAUAGCGCCAAGGACUGUUACCCUGCAGUCCAGAAAACCACGCUGGUCAUCAUGGAGAGGCUGCAGCAGGUCCUGCAGAUGGAGUCUCACAUCCAGAGCACAUCAGACAGGAUCCAGUUCAACGACCUGCAGUCGCUGCUGUGUGCCACUCUGCAGAACGUUCUCCGUAAAGUUCAGCACCAGGACGCCCUGCAGAUCUCAGACGUGGUUAUGGCGUCUCUGCUGAGGAUGUUUCAGAGCACUGCAGGCUCUGGAGGAGUUCAGGAAGACGCUCUGAUGGCAGUUUCCACACUGGUGGAAGUUUUGGGCAGUGACUUCCAGAAAUACAUGGAUGCCUUCAAGCCUUUCCUGGCAAUUGGACUGAAGAAUUAUGCUGAGUAUCAGGUGUGUCUGGCAGCAGUGGGGCUGGUGUGUGACCUGUGCAGAGCUCUGAUGUCCAACAUCCUGCCUUACUGUGAUGAGAUCAUGCAGUUGCUGCUAGAGAACCUGGGGAACGAGAACGUCCACCGGUCGGUGAAGCCCCAGAUUCUUUCAGCCUUCGGCGACAUAGCUCUGGCCAUUGGAGGAGAGUUUAAGAAGUACCUGGACAUCGUUCUGGACACGCUGCAGCAGGCCUCACAGGCUCAGGUUGACAAGACGGACUAUGACAUGGUGGACUACCUGAACGAGCUGAGGGAGGGCUGUCUGGAGGCCUACACCGGGAUCAUCCAGGGCCUCAAGGGCGACCAGGAGAACGUCCACCCUGAUGUGAUGUUGGUUCAGCCUCGGGUGGAGUUCAUCCUCUCGUUCAUACACCAUAUAGCCGAAGACGAGGAUCACUCUGACGGAGUGGUGGCCAACGCUGCCGGCCUCAUCGGCGAUCUGUGCACAGCGUUUGGUAAAGACGUGAUGAAGCUAGUGGAGGUUCGCCCGCUCAUCAACGACCUGCUGACAGAGGGGCGACGCUCCAAAACCACCAAGACCAAGACGCUGGCCACCUGGGCAACCAAGGAGCUCCGCAAGCUCAAGAGUCAGGCCUGAUUGUUGCUGGUGCGGAGAGUGAGCAAGAGCUGAGAGGUGAACAAUGAGAAAAAACUGCCCCCACUGGAAUGAAUUCUUCUGUCUUUGACGUGAACGUCCGGUCAAAGCUGAAGCAAAGUGAGAUGAGUGUCUGUGUGAGGGAGAUGUGUGAGCGAGAGAUGACGUCGCAGCCCCCACCCCAAACCUUCCCCCUCCCCUCUGGACUGGCCUGUGGACUGGACUGUGACCUCCCCCUUUGAAACAAGACAACCUGUUGAACCCCUCUCCUUCCUCCUCUUCUUCCCACAAUCCACCUCUCUCGCCAUAGCUGGGCUCUCCUAUGACAUGAUGCCCCCACCACCACCACAACUGCGGGAGGUGGGGUAGAAAUGAGAAACCAGACUGGUGGAAUCAGAUGCAACUCUUGGGCAGACAUUUGUGGAAAAGCUUUUGAUUUUUGUUGCUCUUAUUUCCUUUCUUCUUCUGAGAACUAAACCAGAGAAGGAGUUCUGACACGAACACCCAAACAACAGCACUAAGUCCCUUCAAAACAAAAGUAAGAAUUCCUCAGAAGUGAGUGCCAAACGGAAACCGACCCGUAAGCCGAUGGUGCGAGCUGCUGGUAAAGUUUGUUUUUAUUUCCCCGCUGCACUUAGUUCGGGAAAAGGUCACUCAACAGUUUUGCUUGUUUAAAAAGAAAAUUCUGAAUUGAAGACAUUUGUAUAAGGUUAUAUUUUUCCAUUGCUAUGAUGAAAAUAAAAUAAAUAUGAAACAUUC
Betta splendens (Siamese fighting fish) is the source of this 3673-nucleotide messenger RNA. RefSeq names its product karyopherin (importin) beta 1 (gene kpnb1). Gene Ontology annotation, biological process: protein import into nucleus. Gene Ontology annotation, cellular component: nucleus; cytoplasm. Gene Ontology annotation, molecular function: nuclear import signal receptor activity; small GTPase binding. Bases 287 to 2917 code for a protein of 876 amino acids. The record is from RefSeq and is a predicted model, not a curated record. The transcript has 22 exons. NCBI's taxonomy places the organism in Eukaryota, Metazoa, Chordata, Actinopteri, Anabantiformes, Osphronemidae.